AUGCAGGGCGACUCCGUGAAGGUGGGCUCUUCAUCGCAGUCGCCGAAGGGCAGCGCGACUUGCGCCACGGAGGAGACACUGAAAUCGCUGACAGCUGAGCAAGCAGUGAUGAACGGCAACGGUAGCACAGUUCAAGCCGGCAGCGUCCCUCAUCUGGUGAAGAACGUGACAGUCGUGGCGGCAAUAACCACCGCAGCGGAGUCUGCGUCGCCAAUGCAAUCACCCUCUCCAUCGCUUGGGACGAGCAGCGCGAAAAGCGAACCGGGAGGCACAAGUGUGCUCGCAUGCAACAACAAUUGGCAAAAGUGGGGAUCGGUUCGUCCGGUCUCGCUGUGUGGUGCGGUGGCGACUGCUGUUUCCUCGCCGCCGCCGCCAGCCGCUGCUGCAGCAGAGCCCUUCAUUGCGCCUUCUGCAAAACCGCUGACGCCUCCUACUAGAGCGCCCCUCGCCUUGCCAGGGUCUCCCUUACCCUUCACACUUAGCGUCGUCACGCCAGUGAGUGGGUCAAGUGCCGCGGCCGAGGUAAACAUGGCGCCGGCGGUGGAGGCGCUUCUGGAGAAGCGGUCAGAGCGCUCGACGAAUAAAGCGACUAUCUCAGUGUUGUGCCCCACCAAUCGUGGCUCCGUCGCUUUCUACCACGACCUCUACCGGCGGCGGAACAGCAAUCUCGGUGUCUCGUGCGCCUCCUCGGCUCCUCUCCUGCUGAGCACCACAUCCCCUCUGGCGAUGCCGCUUGGCUGCAAUAACAAGUGGAGUGACGACAGCGCCGCUGUGGCGACUGAUGUAAUGUCACCGUUGUCUUUGCUCUUCUCGCGGCAUGGCUCGGACACGCGUUCGCCGCCGCUGCUAACCAGUCAGAUAGGCGUGUCAGUGCCGUUCAUCGGAGAGGUGGGUGCGCCCUUUGUACCCCCUGCAACCUCUCCACAGGAAUCGGCUACACCCCAGCAACCGCAGCAACAGCAACCCCCUGCCGACGUCAUGGCGCGGCUGAAGCCCUCACUGCUGCUCAUGGCGCAGGCGCUGUGCAGCUGCCCGUUUGCAGAGGUCAUGUGCCCCGUGCUCAUAGUGGAGAAUUCGGGGACGCACAUCGCCGCGGCCACGACGAUCAACGUAGCCCCAGCGAACUCCCCAGCAGCCAACCAAAUUAGCACCCCUACGGCGUACACCACGACAGAGGACGCAGACUCCAGAGCACAGCAGCGCACCUUACCCCUCUCUCUGGGACUGCCGCCCUACCAUUGGACAUCGUCAGGCUCACCCCAUCAUGCUGACUUUCCACAGCCUCAGGUUGAAAGUACGACCGUCUUUGACAUCCAAGAGAACAAGAUGACCGAGGGCUGCCGUGGAGCCCACCACCAGUCCACCGCUACGGUGGCAAGUGGGGACGUGAGCGACGUCAGUGCCGAUGACGAAGGCGACCCAGAGACGAACUCGACGCACGCGUCGAAUAUACCGGGGUCGAUAUCCCAGGCCUUGAUCGACCGUGUGCCUUUAUCUUCAUAUAGCGACAUCGCCAACGCCACCACUACCGCUGCAAUCGUGACUGGAAACCUCACUCCUGCACACGGCGCAUUCCCGCAGGAACAACUCACCAGCGAUAGCGCGACGCCGCCACGUGCCUGGCCGCUUGUAUACGCCAACGACGCUGCUGUGAGCAUGCUGGGCUAUAGCGACGUGGAGGAAGUGACGGCGGGUACAUUCGAUAACCUGUUCUCCUGCUUCGCGCUGACUCUUCCCCCGAAUGCCUCCAGCGGCAGCAAUAGCCCCUUCGUCACUGCAGCGGCAACCGAUUUGGCAUCAGUGCCAAUCGCGCUCGCCUCACUGUUCACUAUCACGUCAUCCUCGUCAUCGCGAGCAGCACACCGUGAGGCAAAAGAAAUGAAUAGCAACGACGAAGGCGAUGAGAAGGGGCCCAAGAAGCAUGAACAGUCGUCAUCCAACGCGCUGCGGCAGCCAGGAUGGCGGGAGGUGAAAAACCCAGACGAGCUUCUCGCUCUGUCCCACUACAACUACAUCAUUCUCUACUGCGAGCGCACCUCCGCGUACUACGCGGCGCUUGCAGUGCCGUCGUACCAACCGAAAAUAUCGCAGCGAACCAGCAUGGAAGGCAAGCGUACGCUGUCGUCGCCCCCCCUCACAGCGGCGUCAGCGAUAAUGCCAGCUGCCAUCCCCUUGGCGACAAACGCGAAGAGGUCUCUGAUGGACUCAUCGUCGACUACGUGGAGGCAGUCGCUGCGUUCCACCACUCAGCAUACUCAACCUCACUUGCCAGCUCCAAAGAAACUAUUACACCCCAGCGCAGACGGCCCAUCGUCGAGGCUGACAAACAGCGAGGAGGUCACCGCGGUAGAGCAAUGCGAGCGACGAACUCCGAUGCCAUUAGCAGCGGCGAGCACCUCCCCUCCCCUCGGGCCCAACCUGAGCAGUGGAACGUCGCCGUCGCCAAUCCAGCAGCAGAAGCAGCAGCAGCAGCAGCAGCGGCAUAGUCGGUACGUGGCGAUUUACAUCCUUCAGCGACUAGAGAGUAGCAAUAGAGCAGCUGGUGAUGCAAAGCUGCCGGGAGUUCGUCCGAUAACGACCUUCCUCGAUCGUCGGCUUACGGCCGUCUUUGAGCUGCCACCUACAGAAGCACCGCACGUGCGCAGCUCACAGCCGCUACCGCCAUCACCGCAGCGAUCACCUUGCUUACCAUUGCCUGACGCUGCCACUGCAACGGCUCGUGUCAACCCUUUCGGCACCGGCACCCCGCAUGCGCUUCGGGAGCAGUAUGUGAGCCGCAGCCAACAGGCCUUCCUACUCCCGGUGGCGCAGACCCGGCGACCCCUUCCGAACAGCAGCGCGGAGCGCUCUAUUAACCGGACCGCUUCACGCACGAGUGGGUAUCCUGGGUCUCCGGCGCCCGGCGUGCGGCUCGCCUUUGGCAGUUCUGAGACACCCUCUUCCAACAGUGACGGCGCCUCGGCGAUGCAAAGUACCUCGCAGCACACCAACCAAAACAGCCUGUUCGAUCUGAGCUACCCACUCUUCCAUGUAAAUCUUGCGCAGCCGACGAGUGCUUCAUUGGACUGCCUGUACGGCGCCAUCGAACCCGCUUGCGCAGCGCUUUUAGCGGCCACAGUAGCAGGAGGAGCACGAGAGCAGCCCUUCGCACAGCCAUACAAACCAGAGGAAGCCCCACACCACCACCUCAGCUCGCUGCUGUCGCAGAAGACAACACCGAAUGCCCGUCAGCCACCGCCGAAGCAACGCUACCUGCUGAGCCGCCAACGCCAGCAAAGAUCACCUGUUAGCCUUUAUGAUAAGGAUGCGACUCGCACGGUGGCGCAGUUCACGGGCAGCGCCAUAACUGAUUUGGAGUCUCUAUCUCCAGUGCGCCAACCAGCGUCGGGUCGCGUUUCCCAAAAAUGCAACCUCCUCUCUGCUCCACUCUCGGCGGCGAAUGCAACCAUUGCCCUUCUCAAUGGCACGCGAUCGCGCACGUUCUGUCCACUCUAUCAGCCGCUAUGCUCGCCCGACAGCGGCUGUGCUUCGUUGUCGGAGUCUCCACACCUACAGUCAACGGUGGCUUCCACAACAGCUCUCAUCCCCGCAGUGGCGCGGUCAGCACCGUGGUGUGCGACACAGGAAGUGCACAGCGGGGAGACCGUCGUCGAGCUGGCCCAGCAAGCACGCGACGCACAGAAGCAUAGGCACAAGAGUCGGUCCGCGCAGGUUGCGGCGUUAGUAGGAGUUGCAACGCCGUCAGCAUGGGCUCGCCGAGGCUCGCAUCGGUUAUCACCGUUCUCUGUGAGCCCGCUUAACUCCUAUGCCUCUCCUAUGUACCACUCGCUGAACUGUGGUGGUCAUCUCAGCCCAGUGGGCGGCGGCGACGCCGCAGACUUUGGCGGACAAAGUCCCCCUCAGCGCGCCCUCCCCGGUGCCAUGACGGGCGCCCGGCACCAGCAGCAGCCCUCAAGCUGGGUGAACUCCAUGGAGACCAGCGUUACGCAGCAACUUGGCAAUGCGCCGGGCGCGCCGUGGCAGCGGUGCAACGAGGUGGACCACAUCAUGACACACAAGCUAGCUGACCGGCUGCUGUCUCAGCGCAGCAUCGUGGCGGUGCUCGUGUCGCCACGACUGCCACACACCAUCAUUUUCAACUCAUUUGCCUUUAUGAUGUUUGUGCAACACGUCCUGCGGUUUCAGUACCGCUGCGGCGUCACGCAGGUGGCAUGCAUCCUAAACAUGCGCCUUAAGACGCAGCUGGUCAUCGACAUAGUCCCUGUGGAGGUGCUGAUGCGCACCAGUGGCUGCAUCAGGAGCAGUGGCACUGACAGCGGUAGCUGCAGCACUAGUCCGGCCAGUCACAAUGUAAGCGUGAGCUGGAGAGGGACUCACGUGAAUGCUGAUAGAGGCGACAGAAGCCUCAUUACAACAGUAGAGGCUGGCGCGGCUGGCCGGAAUCUAGCCGCAGCUUUGCCGAGCGCGAGUAAGGCACAACCCUCCGCGCCUGUCCUUGUGAACUCAUUACCCUCAUCAAAAUCUACCACGUCCCCACAGCAGCAGAAGAUCUUGGAGCUUCUGGGGUUGAGAUUGAAGGAUCUCAAUGACCUGCUCAGCUACGAGGAGUCGAGGGAGGCCCUCUCUCCUGCCAUCCCCACGCUUGACAGUAGCUUCUGUGACUUGCUAGCCAGCCGAAGCAGCAGCAGCAGCAGCGGUCCCUUCACAAACUCCUGUAGCAGAGUCAUUCCGACAAUCGCGACAGUGACCACUACGGCCGCGUCCUCACUCGACGCCGGGGUCACUGCGUCGUCGCUUCCGUGGGAUCCACUGCAGUCACUUUCAGGUGGCAGCAAGGAAACCCGGUCGGCGACGCCGCUGCGCGGCUUGCAGCCGUCUCGCGCCUCUCAUGCCGCACCGUGUCAGCCACGUCACGGCCCCUUGCGGCACUCGGUUCCCUGGCCCUACAAUUCUCACCCAGUGCAGGAGCAGCAGCAGGCGAAGAAUCUUCCCUUAUCUCCCAACCCCCCGAUCGCUGAGGUUCAACGGAUCGCAGUGACCUCGCAUGCGGCGGCGGCGACGAUGGCCGCAACGGUACCAGCAGUGGUGAGUGCAGGCUGCUCGGUGCAGCCCAAUGGCCAUUUCGAGACGCUUGGGGUGGCCGCAGCGCAGGUCGCAGAUGGUGAUUGGAUGAAAUCUGUGGCUCUUUCUCGCCCGAGCAGCCUUGCGGCGACAACGAACAGCGGCACCGUGGAUGUCGCACGAGAGGACAAUAACUCGAGCAGUGUUACAAGCAGUACCUCAGAGACGAGCCACACGCCCGACCCGGCGUUCUCAGAAGCGCGGGCGCUUGAAGUGCAACAGAACACGGCUGAGGAAGGCGACAAUGCACUAUCGCAGCAACACGCAAGCAUUGAAGAAGCGAAAGGUUGCAACGGGGUUGUCGAGUCUGCCACCGAGAACUCGUCUAGGUCGCUGUCCAGCAACCGCACCAGUAGCGGAAAGCAGUCGCUGUUGUGGGCCUAUUCAGGGGUGGGAUCGGCUUCGAAAACCGCACAGCAGCAUCACCCUCAUCGCCGCCCCCCACACAAUGUACCAAGCUCCGACUACCUAUCCCGAGACGUGCAGGAAAGCUUGGCCAUGUGCGAUGGUGCCAUUCACAUCCGCGCAGACACGUACGAGGCGCAAGUCCAAAUCCCCUUUACCACUCCGCAGCGGCUGGAGCUGCUGAGUCAGCUGGGCAAUGUGCAGCUCUCCAAGUAUCGUGGGCUCUCGGUGUUCGGUGCCAACCUGGUAAACAUGGUGACCGAGGAAGCCGCCGCCGAGGCAGCGCAGCCGUCGCCGCAGAUUAUUCCCCUGCGGUAUGACAUUGCAGCACGCCCUUACCUGGAAGGCGUCCGCGGCAGGAGUGUCGUGAUUUCGCCAUUAGCGUCGCCCACAAACGUAUCCCAGUCUUCACUGAGCAAGUUGACGCGUGCCAGCGCCAAUGGCAGUGCAACCGAGACGAACCCAACAAGAGCGGAAGUAGCACUGGCAAGUAAGGGAUCAGGGACAGCGGUGGCGAUGGAAGCAGCGGAAAAUGCGUCGGUUACCAACACUUCGGCUGAGGCCUCCGCACUAGCAGCCGGACUGGUGGCGUCGAUAGCGUUGCCGCUACGUCCGCCUGCCCUUCAGGCAUCGGCCAGCAUUCCUUUUGCUGCCGCGGCGUCUUCUGGGUCGGCGAAGAGCCACGGGUGGACGGUGACCAGCUCGAAGGACGCCAGCCCAGAGCACACGAGCGCUCCCAGCAUGGGGAACAGCAGCUCGGCCACUGCUACACCCAGCACCGUCGUGCCAGUUACGAGUGUGGUCACCAACGAGAUGAUGUCCUCACUCAGUACACGCUCGCGUGGCGAACGCGCAACGGUCAGUGUAGGUGCGGUUAGCCUGCGGCUGUCGCAGCUGGUGGCUGCGAAUACGUCGAGUUUCUCAUUCACACAGCACGGCAGCACCAGCAGCAGCGAAGGCAAUUUCCCGGCGGCUGACAUGCUGAGUGUGGCCAGCACAGAGGUGCUUCCGAAGGCUGAGGGCGUUGCUGCCACGCCGCAGCGUGGCAGCGCGGCGGCAGCAUCGGGAGCUGCAACGCUUUCACAGCAUCACGCCGACCCCUUACAGCUGCUGAUGGACCUCUCACCCACAGCCGGGACACACCACAGCACCUACAGAAGGUCGUCGAUACUGUCGAUGGCUACUGCGGAUGACAGAGGGGAUGAACAUUUUCCUCAUACCAUCGUGGAAGCAGCAGCACGUGGAGACGCAAUGAGGGGCAUGGAGGACGGUAAGAGACGACUCUCUGGCAGUGUUGGGAAACGCACGGAGCAUCCGAACGAAGGCGACACACUCCGGGGGGCGGCGUCCUUCAGCGACCUCACCGUAAGUGGCACAAGUCUACCCAAGAAAGGGAGAGGCCUGCAGCUGCCCGCGGUGCUGCUAGCCUGCACUAUUGCCACUGCAGAGGGAAAGCAGAAAAGCACCGCUGCCGUACUGAAAACUGAAAAAGAGCGACUCACGGUACACUCGGGCACGAACACAGAGAUGGCAUCGAUGGAGGUGACACCACAGCUGCGACGGAGCAGCACAGACACCACUGCGGUAAGUGAGACCCGCACCACGCCGAAUACGGCGGGAGCCAUGACCAUGGUGGUCGUGUGCUCACCACCACAACGCCACCACCCGCAGGUCAACCUCACUCCGCAUUCCCGUCACCAUGCCAUCGAGUCGUCUACCCAUACCGCGGUAUCACAGUCACCAGUCACUUCCUCCCAAGAGCUGCAACAGACACCGCUUCAUGUGGAGCCUUCAAUGGGACAAAGCUGGAGCGCAGGGUCGGAGUCGCCACCAGUGAGUCAGAGCAGCAAUAUCCUCAGUGCCUCUUGUGCAAUCAGGGAGUCAAGCACAUCAGUUACCGCAAAGGGCUGGGCGGAGAGAACCAUGCGUAGCAGCCUCAGCGGCACUCCAUCAGCGCAGGAGCAACUGUCUGUCUCGCACCCCAUUCUCUCCUGCACAACGCCCCUCGCUGUUGGCAACAGCAGCCACACAGAUCUGAUCAGCACUCGCAGCAGCGAAACGCAGGGUCUCUUCAGCGUCUGUACGCAGAAGUCUGGCGUGACUGAGCUACUUGGCUACACGCUCUCCAACAGUGCGGCCGCUGCCUUUGGCGACUUCAGCACCGCUCUGGAAAAGGAAAGUGACGAACAUGAAGAGGACAGCGCGGCGGCGAGCAGUAUGGGAGACAAAGAAGUGGUGAAAAAGACGGGCGCCUCUGCGGCGGUGCUGAGACCCCUCACCACUAAGGCUCCCGAUGCCGAGCUCUGCAUUCAGCAGUACUCAUGCUCGGGAUCACUCUCGGCGGAAGUACCCAAGUCAGUGAUGGUCACCGGCACCUUGACACACGUCGCAUUGCCCAGUACUUUAUCCACCACUCUUACCGACACGGCCGCGGCGCAGCCAACGUCGCCGGAGGCAAAGCCAGCAGGGCUGUCGAGUGACAAGGGAGGGCGCAGAAGCAGCGACAGCUCGGGCAGCGUGGCCACACUAGCGGCUGCGAGGGUCGGGCUGGGUGCAGGGGGUGAUUGGCAUGCCUCCAGCGGCGUCGGCGGCAACUCCAGUCUACGCGAUGAGGUCGACGACUCGUUCGCCGACAGCUUCAUGGAUAUCUUUGGCCUAGUCAGCCGCCCACAGCAACUGAAGGAUCUGAGGCAUCGCGUCAGUACGCAACUACGAAGCGUUUGUGAUCGUGGUUUCGUGUCGACUGGCACCACCGCCGCUGUGGUGGCAGCGCCAGCUGCCGAGGACCCCAAUCCUGGCGCACACGCCGCUAUGCGCGACGUUUGGGGGGAAGGGGAGGCGGCUGAUCCAACGACGCGCAACAACCUGCACGUGCUUGUCUACGCGACCCGUGCCUACCCAGAAGUAGAGGAGGUAUUAGGCAUCUACGGACACUGUGCCACCUUCGCCACGAGCGCGGCGAAGAUGCUGCGGUACGCCCGCUCCGGGAUGCAGCUCUUUGACGUCGUGAUUGUUGAGUGGACAGACUCUCUCAUUAGCGCGGAAAUUCACGAUCUGCUCGUCAAACACGCCGUCGAGGCAACCGUCGUCGCCUUCUUCAUCUCAACUAGGCCUGACGUGCACGCACCGGCGAUGAACACUGAUAACGUCAUGACAGACGAGAUGGUCGUCAUGCACGCCGAUAACCUCCUCGAGGGGCUACUCUCGCGAAGCGUGCUUGAAGAGGUGCAGCAGCUGAUCCGUCGCCGCCAACUCAUGCACUCAAUGAUAAGUGUGCGGAAGGACCAGUCGUUCCAGAUUCACAGUCAUAUCGGCAGCGGUGCCUUUGGCGACGUCUUCGAGGUAAUGAUGUACGUGUCGCGAGGCAAGCUGGCGAUGAAGCGUAUCUUCCUGAAGAGCAUGAAGCUACGGCAACUUGAAAUCAUCAACCGCGAGGUCAGCAUUAUGCGCGCACUUGAACACCCCAACAUUGUAUCGUUCUCUCACACACGACUGGAGGAUAACGCGUACUCCAUAUUCAUGGAACUCUGUGAUGGGACGCUGGCGGAUCAUCUGCUGGAGCCGUCCGUAGCAAUUCCUGGGGCUGCCGAGCGGCAGCAGAACCGCAGCGACAGCGGCGCCGGCCUGAUGGCCGAAUACCCAGGUAAUGCCAGGUGCGCCAGCACCGUCUUUAGCAACAACAACUCCAUCAGCGGCAGCUGCACCGACGGCAAGGGCGACGUCCCUGGUGUGCUGCAAACGGCAGCGUGUGUGGACGACAGGGCAGACUCGCCAGGCUCCGAUGAGACCUCGAUAACGGCGCCAGAGCUUACACGUCCUCAGGACGCUGUCAUGAUCGUGCACGACAUCGCCAGUGCGCUGAGUUACCUGCAUCGCCGCGGCAUCGUCCACCGGGACAUAAAACCGGCCAAUGUGCUCUUCUCAAACGGCAUGGCGAAGCUCGGGGACUUUGGGUCAGCGGCGAAGAUGACUGAGUCGAGAAAGCUGCACAAUAUGAAGGGGACUGUAAGCUACAUGGCGCCAGAGAUAGUGCUUGGGGAGCCGUACACCGAGUCCUGCGACCUGUGGUCCUUUGGGUGCCUAAUAGCAAGUAUCAUGGGCAUCAACCUGGGUCACCUGAACGGGCUUCACAUGCCGGCUCUCAAUGAGCUCUACCGUACCAUCCCCAGGACAGGAUCACUGCCGCUCACCUUCACCAACCGCCUGUCCUUGCGCAUUGCAAAUCACUACACCGAGGCGACGACGAACCGCGUACUGACGGCGUUCAAGCGUGCCUUGGAGGUUGACACGGCUGAGCGCCAGCAAGGUGCUUCGCCGAAGUCGCACAGCUCUGUUAACGCCAUUGACACCACCGAGACUAAGAAUGCGCAGAACAGCAGCCAGCAGCCCACCUCUAUAGACUAUCGAGCGUUACAGCGCACAGACACGACCUCCACAACCAGCGAGGAGAAAUCGCGGUACUUCACGGAGUCAGAGGGUACUGGGAGUGACACCGCGGCGGCCGACAUGCGCAACCGAAGUCGAAGAACCCUGUGCAUCACAAUGUCCAGUAUCGACGUAAUGGGUGAAUCUUAUGCGCUGCUGCCCGCCUCACUGGUGGAGCUCUUUAAUCGGCUGUUUCACCGCGAUCCUACAGAGCGCAUGACGGCAGCCGAGGUGCUGGACCAUCAAGUCUCAUGGGAUGUGGAGUGGAUGGCGCGUAUGAUGCGGGAGGUCUACAAUGUCUCGUGCCAGCUGACGCAAAGCAACGCGGAGGUACAAGGCACGGCAGGAGGGGCGAGUCAGUGCCAUGUAGUGAAACAGACACAUGGAGGGCGACCACCACCCGGUGAGGAGGGAGCUAGGACGGGCGCCGCUACACCUUCAGUGACGACAGGCGAUUUUGCGUGCUUUCCCAUUCAAUCUGGCUCCGGUGAGCCGGUGUGGAUGGCUGGUGGCAGCGGAGGUCGACGGAUUCCUGGCGCAGUCGGGACCGGCAGUGGUGCCCAUAUCCCCUCAGUCGCGCAGAACUAUGUACUCGACUUGUCGUUAAGUGGCAACUCUAGCUGCAGCAGCAACGACAGCCGCGAGAGGGGCAGUUAUGACGAGGUAGCUGACGACUGA
Leishmania braziliensis MHOM/BR/75/M2904 is the source of this 10629-nucleotide messenger RNA. RefSeq names its product putative protein kinase. Gene Ontology annotation, cellular component: cytoplasm. The coding region runs from base 1 to 10629 and encodes 3542 amino acids. The record is from RefSeq and is a predicted model, not a curated record. Gene Ontology annotation, molecular function: ATP binding; protein serine/threonine kinase activity. Gene Ontology annotation, biological process: protein phosphorylation. The transcript has a single exon. NCBI's taxonomy places the organism in Eukaryota, Euglenozoa, Kinetoplastea, Trypanosomatida, Trypanosomatidae.